Messenger RNA from Eurypyga helias (sunbittern), 798 nucleotides. It is a transcript of the gene ASCC3, whose product is annotated as activating signal cointegrator 1 complex subunit 3. The annotation marks the transcript as partial. NCBI's taxonomy places the organism in Eukaryota, Metazoa, Chordata, Aves, Eurypygiformes, Eurypygidae. The record is from RefSeq and is a predicted model, not a curated record. Gene Ontology annotation, molecular function: nucleic acid binding; ATP binding. The transcript has 5 exons.
AUUGGACAACUUGCUUUUAAAGGCAUGAAAAGACUAAACCGAAUCCAGUCGAUAGUUUUUGAGACUGCCUACAACACAAAUGAGAACAUGCUAAUCUGUGCCCCCACUGGAGCUGGGAAGACUAACAUAGCCAUGCUGACGGUCCUUCACGAAAUUCGCCAGCAUGUCCAGCAUGGUGUUAUCAAAAAGGAUGAGUUUAAGAUUGUGUAUGUUGCUCCUAUGAAGGCUUUGGCAGCCGAAAUGACAAAUUACUUCAGCAAGCGUCUGGAACCACUAGGCAUUACUGUGAAAGAGUUGACUGGCGAUAUGCAGCUGUCAAAAGGUGAAAUUCUGCGAACACAGAUGCUUGUGACUACUCCAGAGAAAUGGGAUGUAGUGACAAGAAAAAGUGUUGGGGAUGUAGCCCUCUCUCAGCUGGUAAAACUCUUGAUUCUCGAUGAAGUUCAUCUUCUGCAUGAAGACAGAGGACCAGUGCUUGAAAGUAUAGUAGCACGUACUUUACGUCAGGUUGAAUCUACACAAAGUAUGAUUAGGAUUUUGGGCCUUUCAGCUACAUUACCCAAUUAUCUCGAUGUCGCUACAUUUCUUCACGUCAAUCCCUGCAUUGGACUGUUCUAUUUCGAUGGCCGUUUCCGACCUGUACCACUGGGGCAAACCUUUAUAGGAAUUAAGACGACUAAUAAGGUGCAGCAGCUGAAUCAUAUGGAUGAAGUAUGUUAUGAAAAUGUGUUGAAGCAAAUAAUGGCUGGACACCAGGUACAGCUUUUUUGUUUCAGUUUGCAUUCAGAACACAUAUAA